Molecule: messenger RNA, 1164 nt
Organism: Microthlaspi erraticum
Lineage: Eukaryota; Viridiplantae; Streptophyta; Magnoliopsida; Brassicales; Brassicaceae
Source: the annotation of a GenBank genome assembly
AUGGAACUUAAAGAUGAUGUUCCAGAGUCGGUCAUGGUGAUGAUUCUGGCGAGACUACCAAUCAGGUCUAUUUCGAGAUUCAAAUCAGUGUGUAGCAAGUGGAAACAGCUCUUCGAAUCUUCCUAUUUCCGUAAUCUCUACCGAUCCUUGAACAAGAGGAAUUUUUCCUCUCCAUGGUCGUAUCUAAGCAGCCGCUCAAAAGGUCGUGUGAUCGAAUAUUUUGGAGAGAGAUGGGGACUUACCAAGUCACUAGGUACUUCUCUCUCACGUUUACUCGAUCACAUGAAAGAAGGAACUAGAGUCGUGGACAUCACGGAAGGGUUGGUGUUGCUUGCUGAGGAAGGCAAAGACAAACGCGACUCGUUCUUGAUUGGUAAUCCUGUGUUGCAACAAUGGAUCAAAAUCCCUUCACCUCCACUGGUAGAAGCUCGUCUCUCUGGAGCAGCACUGGUAACACACACGAGCAGCGAUGAUGAUCUUUUGAGUUACAAGGUGGUUCGGUUUGAGCGAGAAAGUUGUAUGAAGCAGUCUCACCACUUUCAGGUUUUUUCGUCUGAGACUGGGAAUUGGACCUACCAGUCAUUAAUAUGUCAUGAUUUCUAUCCUAAGACCAGCCAAGAGGCUCACAAACUUACUCGUGCUAUAGAGUUACCUACUUACAACAACAACGACCGCACGACGAGUGAAAAAUCCUGCGCAGUCUCAUGCGGAUCUCUCGUGUUCUUGUCUGAUAACGCAAAACAACUGAGGGUUUGGAGGCUGAAGAAUCACAGAACCGAUCCUUCAUGGGAAAUUUUGUGGAACGUUACAACUUAUGACAGAGAUCUAUUUGGCUCCAUAAGAUGUACGAUGCCAAUGAUGAUGCACCCUUUCGAUAUCGAGGUCACGUACCUUGUGGGCUACAGAUAUGACCAAGCAGGAAAAUGCCAUAAUUAUCUAAUCUCAGGUAAUUUGCGCACUGAUAAGUUCCAACUGCAUGAAGAAUUCAAGAGAUACGAUGAGUACGACUUUUUGCAGUUUUCUUUGAAUAAAAAAGAAGGCAGAACUGAUGGCAAGAGCUCCCGCAAAACUGGCUUGUGCCAGUUCGUGCUUCCACAGAGACUCGGCUCCAUUCCAUGUCCACCUGGUUGCUCUCUGGUUACAGCUUCAGCUAUAACGGUCUAA